Messenger RNA from Bubalus bubalis (water buffalo), 1167 nucleotides. It is a transcript of the gene NXNL1, whose product is annotated as nucleoredoxin like 1. Gene Ontology annotation, cellular component: mitochondrion. The record is from RefSeq and is a predicted model, not a curated record. Gene Ontology annotation, biological process: photoreceptor cell maintenance. Lineage: Eukaryota; Metazoa; Chordata; Mammalia; Artiodactyla; Bovidae. The transcript has 2 exons. The coding region runs from base 499 to 1155 and encodes 218 amino acids.
GCAUCACCGACUCAAUGGACAUGAGUUUGAAUACUCUGGGAGAGUGUGAAGGACAGGGAAACCUGGAGUGUUGCAGUCCAUGGGGUCACAAAGAGUCAGACACGACUGAGUGACCAAACAACAACUUAGAAAUCACAGUCAUUAAUUAGUAGAGCCUUUGUGAUUUAGGAUUACCAAAUGCAUUCAUGAAGAUUGAAUUCCUGAGUGCAUUCAGUAAGAUUCACUUAUCUUUUCACAUCAUGAAUAAGCUAUUUUCACACCCGCAUCUCAGUCUGACUGGCUUCUUAGUUUCUUCGCAGCUGUCUCCUGAGACCAGCCCAUGAGCAGCUGGCCCUCUGCCCUCAGAGGCAGCAAAGAAUCAGGUCGAGGUUUAGGUAGAUUACUGACGUCCUAAACUGGCCUCCUAAGGAUUCCUAAUCCUGGGGCAGCAGCCAGCCAGCAGGCUCAGGGUCACACAAGGUCCUUCCACCCUGUCCCCAGCACCCAGCCAGAGUUGCCAUGGCCUCCCUUUUCUCUGGCCGCGUCCUGAUCCGAAACAACAGCGACCAGGAUGAGCUGGACACAGAGGCUGAGCUCAGCCGUCGGCUGGAAAACCGGCUGGUGCUGCUGUUCUUUGGUGCUGGGUCUUGCCCGGAGUGCCAGGCCUUUGCACGCAUCCUCCGGGACUUCUUCGUGCGGCUCACAGAUGAGUUCUACGUGCUGCGGGCAGCCCAGGUGGCCCUGGUGUACGUGUCCCAGGACCUGACGGAGGAGCAGCAAGACCUGUUCCUCAGGGACAUGCCCGAGAAGUGGUUCUUCUUGCCCUUUGAGGAUGACCUGAGGAGGGACCUCGGGCGCCAGUUCUCGGUGGAGCGCCUGCCAGCUGUCGUGGUGCUGAAACCCAGCGGGGAUGUGCUGACGCUCGACGCGGCCGACGAGAUCCGGCGCCUGGGCCCUGCCUGCUUCGCCAACUGGCAGGAGGCGGCUGAGGUGCUGGACCGCAGCUUUCUGCAGCCCGAGGACCUGGACGACCCCGCGCCGCGGAGCCUUACCGAGCCCCUGCGCCGCUGCAAGUACCGCGUAGACCCGGCUGCGCGGAGCGCACGAGGCCGGGGAAGAGCGGGCGGCUCCGGACAGGAGGGCGAGGCCGAGGGCGAGGCCGCGGGACUGUUCUGACCCCUGGGGACG